Molecule: messenger RNA, 255 nt
Organism: Tetrahymena thermophila SB210
Lineage: Eukaryota; Ciliophora; Oligohymenophorea; Hymenostomatida; Tetrahymenidae
Exons: 2
Source: RefSeq, a predicted model, not a curated record
AUGAGUGCAGUUUGCUAAAGCAGAACCUAAAUUUAAUACACUCUAUGUGCCAAUUUAAUUGUUACUUUUUAAAUAUUCAAGAAAAUACAAUUACAAGACUAAGUGUCAAACUUGAGAGAUUGGUAUAAUUUGCAAAAUUAAGAUCUAAUCCAUAUGCGUCCUGAUCACUAAUUGAAUUACUUCUUUUAAAGUAUUGAAGAAAAUAUUAUUAGCUAGAAAGAAAAAAUAAAGAAAAAUAUCAAAAACAAAAAAUGA